Messenger RNA from Closterium sp. NIES-65, 1371 nucleotides. The record is from the annotation of a GenBank genome assembly. NCBI's taxonomy places the organism in Eukaryota, Viridiplantae, Streptophyta, Zygnematophyceae, Desmidiales, Closteriaceae.
AUGCGGAUUGGCGGGGCGGUGGAUCCAGUGUACAAUGAGUACAUAACCACGCUGGGAGACGAUAUGAAGGGUUUGGCUGACGAGUUCAAGGCGUUAGGUCUGGCUACCAACAGCGUGCAGGUCCACACGACGGUGGCCAUUCCGCGCACAAGAGGCGGCGAGCUGGUGGCCAAAGGGACAUUUGUGAAGGCGUUGCCCCGAGAGAGGUGGUAUUCGGACAUGGCGCUGCUCAAUGACAAGGGUGGGGACUGCUGCAACCUCACGGGAUGUACGCAGCUGCACAAGACAGUGGAGGAUGUGAGGUUCUUGGUGGUGGAGCUGAAAAGCCUGCAGAGAGUGGUGCACGUGUGCCCUUCGUACAGCAACAAAAAGGCCCUGCUUGCUACCGCACAUCCGGAUGACGUGUUCUGCUUCCACGAGAUGAAUUUUCUUCCCAACCGGCUGCCGAAGUCGUACAUUCCGGAUAAGCGCAAUGUGGUGGAGCGUAUCAGCGUCGGCAUCCUCUACAACGCGACGGGGAGUUGUUCCGCAGUGCCUCUUGUGGUGCUAGAGCCAUCCAAUAGGCCCGAGCGCCGGCGGGCGAGCGCCGCAUCGCGCAAGGUGGUUGACGCCGGAGUCAUCAACAUUCGUGGAUCGGUUCCGGAGAUGGGCCUACCGCACCUGCAGGGAGUGGGUGAUGCGCUGAAGGCGUAUUACCGCGUUGUGCUGAUGAGGCGUGCGAUAGGGUCCAAGUGGUUCCAGUUCGACUAUUCGGCUUCCAUCGCUGAUGUCGACUAUAACGACAUACUCAAGUGGCUGGGAGAAGCGUGGACUCGUGUGCGCGCGGCUACCAUGCAGCGGAGCUGGUGGCGCGCAGGAUGCGUGCCGGCGAGCUGGCCGCCCCUGAUGGCAUACCUGGGUGACACGUGCGCAACCGGCAUGUUCGAGCCUAUUAUUUCGGUAUGCGUCAAUUUGCAGUUGCUCAUCGAGAAGUUCAAGGUAAGGCCUGCGUGCUACAUGACGGCGUCGUAUUUUAUCAACUGCAACGCAGGACUAUGCGUGGAACAGGGAUUCAGAGCCACACAUGCUGCCAGCGCGUCCGAUGACUUGUCGGGCGACAUGAGCCUGCCAGACGGCCCAUUGCUGCGGGACGAGCGCAGCAGUAGGCGUGUGAUACGCAACGUCACAAAUGCGUACGUGGAGCGUGCCGAUGAGCUCGGCAUCCCCCUGGCGGCUGUGUCAGCAAAGGUCGGAGCAUCGAACCAGGAGGUGAUUUCCCGCCUAUGCAGGACGCCUGUCAAGAGGGCUCGCGCAGGGGGGCGAGCUGAGAACGGGACAGCCGAAGAAGUGCUGCACAGUGAUGAAGUGCUGGAGAGUGAUGACGACCAGUGA